Pungitius pungitius (ninespine stickleback) is the source of this 696-nucleotide messenger RNA. Its product is annotated as cysteine-rich venom protein. The transcript is spliced from 6 exons. Gene Ontology annotation, cellular component: extracellular region. The annotation marks the transcript as partial. The record is from RefSeq and is a predicted model, not a curated record. NCBI's taxonomy places the organism in Eukaryota, Metazoa, Chordata, Actinopteri, Perciformes, Gasterosteidae.
GUGUGUUCAGACUUUUGCCCGGAUAAACCAGCGAUACAGGCCGAGAUCAAAGACGUCCACAAUGCCUUCCGGAGAGCUGUUCAGCCUACUGCUUCUGACAUGCUGAUGAUGAACUACAGCCAGGAGGUAGCAGCCAGUGCUCAGGCCUGGGUUGACCAAUGCAUUCUGGGUCACGGAAAUCCCAGCACCCGCACGCUCAAUGGAUAUGAAAUGGGGGAGAAUCUGUUCUAUUCGUCGUCCCCUAACUCGUGGACCGCCGUGGUCACCGCCUGGCACAACGAGGUGUCCAACUACCUGUACCCCAACGGCUCCAGCAACGGCAAAACCGUGGGUCACUACACACAGGUGGUGUGGAAUAGCUCCUACAAAGUUGGCUGUGGGAUGACAUUGUGCCCUAACAACAUUUAUUUCUAUGCCUGCCAUUAUUUCCGAGCAGGGAACUUCAAGUCGUGGCCGCCGUACACGGCCGGACUCCCGUGUGCUUCCUGCCCCAAAAACUGUGUGGACAAACUGUGCACCAACCCCUGUCCCUACGUGAACAAAUACACCAACUGUCCCAGUCUGAAGGCAAUGGUUGGAUGCGGCAACAACCUGGUGUCCUCCUGGUGUCCCGCCGCGUGCCAGUGCAGCGACGAGAUCAUUCCGAUAGCCUGAAGAGCAGCCCUGGAGCCUGCAACGUGUGACCCAAACGGUUUA